GUAAUUGCACUGAUUCCAUAGCCAUACAAAUGCAAAAGAAGACGAUGAUUUAUGCGAAGCACGUGCAGAAAAAAAGAAGAAGAGAUUCCAAGAACGGUCCAAGAAGCUGGAACGAACAACACCCACCACUCGUGUGUUGAUUCUGAGUCGUACUUCCAACGUCUUGUUCUUGAUUGUUAUUUCAUCUACCGUCCACCGGCUCACUCUCAACGAGCUAUAAUAUAUAGUGUAUCAGUGACUCACCAUUUUCAAAGCAGAAAACUAGAAAUAGCAAUAAAGAACGCUCUCCACCCAAAAGAAGAAAAUCUCCUUCUAUAAUCUGCGACAAGGACGACAUUGGUAGUAGAAGCGUUCGUACGCAACCCAAAUCACCAUGAAAAGCGUCCCGCUUUCAGUGGAAGGUGGGCUGGGCAGAAGAAUUAUUGGGGUUCAAGCAAGAUAUUUUCAUCCCAAAACGGACGGCUUCAGAGCAGUGAAACGUGUGGAAGCUACACGAAUUACGGGUUCCGGGAGCUCUAAACAUGGCCUCACAUGGGGUUCCCGACAAGUUUCAAGAUUAGAAACGAUGGCUCCCAAAGCAGCAGUUGCAGAAUCAGAGGCUCCGAGUACUUCGACUCCCAACAAUCCGAUGCUUGCAAAUUAUGUGCCAGUAUUCGUUAUGCUCCCACUUGGGAUUAUUACAACUGAUAAUGCCUUAGAAGACAGAGAUGGGCUCGAGAAUCAUCUCAAAGAGCUGCGUGCAGCAGGAGUUGAUGGGGUCAUGGUUGAUGUGUGGUGGGGUAUUGUAGAAUCCAAAGGACCUAAGCAGUUUGAUUGGUCUGGUUAUAGGAGCUUGUUUGAACUGGUUCAAAAAUGUGGAUUGAAGCUACAAGCUAUAAUGUCAUUCCACCAAUGUGGAGGGAAUGUAGGGGAUUCUGUUUAUAUCCCUCUCCCUAAAUGGGUACUUGAAGUUGGAGAAUCAGACCCUGACAUCUUUUACACCAAUCGCACAGGGAACAGGAAUAAGGAAUAUCUUAGUCUUGGUGUGGAUAACAAGAUUCUAUUUCAUGGAAGAACAGCCAUUGAGCUUUAUAGUGAUUACCUGAAGAGCUUUAGAGAGAAUAUGGCGGACUUUUUGGAAUCUGAACUCUUUAUUGACAUUGAAGUAGGACUUGGUCCUGCUGGAGAACUCAGAUACCCCUCUUAUGCAGAAAGUCAGGGAUGGAAGUUUCCUGGUAUUGGAGAAUUUCAAUGCUAUGACAAAUAUCUUAGAGCUGAUUUCAAAGAGGCUGCUUUAAAAGCUGGUCAUCCUGAAUGGGAGCUACCGGAUAAUGCAGGGGAAUAUAAUGACAAACCAGAAUCUACAGAAUUUUUCAGAUCAAAUGGGACUUACCUCACAGAGAAGGGGAAAUUUUUUCUGACAUGGUAUUCCAACAAGUUGCUGAACCAUGGUGAUGAGAUCCUAGAUGAAGCCAAUAAAGCGUUCGUAGGCUGCAAAGUGAAGUUAGCUGCAAAAGUGGCUGGAAUCCACUGGUGGUACAAAACAGAAAGUCAUGCUGCUGAACUUACUACAGGAUAUUACAAUUUAAAUGAUAGAGAUGGAUACCGUCCUAUAGCAAGGAUGCUCUCUCGACACAAUGCCAUAUUGAAUUUUACAUGUCUUGAGAUGAGGAACUUGGAACAAACCUCUGAAGCAAAAAGUGGCCCCCAGGAACUUGUUCAGCAGGUCCUUAGUGGAGGUUGGAUAGAGGGGCUGGAAGUUGCUGGAGAAAAUGCACUUUCAAGAUAUGACAAGGAAGGAUACGAUCAAAUUCUUCUAAAUGCUAGGCCUAAUGGAGUUAAUAGAAGGGGCCCUCCAAAACUGAAGCUGUAUGGGGUGACAUACUUGCGUUUGUCAGAUGAGUUACUGAAAGGGUCAAAUUUUUAUAUAUUCAAAAUCUUUGUGAUAAAGAUGCAUGCCGAUCAGGACUACAGUCCAGAUCCUCGACAAUACAAUCACUACGCGGUCCCAAUGGAGUGGUCAAAGCCAAUAAUUCCAAUGGAGGUCAUUCUUGAAGCUACCAAACCAGUGAAGCCAUUUGCAUGGGACGAGCAAACAGAUAUGAGCGUUGGCGGUGUAUUUACUGAUCUAGUAGCUACCAUCUUGUCAAUAUUCUAUCUAAACUAAAAAGGAAUGAAUGGAAAGAAUGGAAAGGGGGAUUUGAAUUAUAUCAGAAAACGAUAUUUCAGUCAAGCAAAUCAUUUGGUAAGAUUGAGAAGCUAAUCAUUAACUUCAGUGAUCUGCAAUGCACAGCCACUCCUAUUGUAGUUGAAUGUAUCCCUACUUUCUAUUA
This is a messenger RNA of Prosopis cineraria, 2312 nucleotides long. Its product is annotated as beta-amylase-like. The transcript has 8 exons. Lineage: Eukaryota; Viridiplantae; Streptophyta; Magnoliopsida; Fabales; Fabaceae. Gene Ontology annotation, biological process: polysaccharide catabolic process. Gene Ontology annotation, molecular function: beta-amylase activity. The record is from RefSeq and is a predicted model, not a curated record. Bases 374 to 2146 code for a protein of 590 amino acids.